GUGUGCUUGUCUCCUCCUGUCUGCCGUCCCACCUCCGUGCCGGAGCUCUACGUCUUCUCUAACAAACUCUCUGCCUUGCUUCUCCCCCGCCCCCCGGGCUUCUGCUUUGUGGAUGUUGGCGGCUUCAUGUUGUGACAGGAGAAUGUGUGUAUGUCCUGGGCCCAGGCGGAUCGCAAUUCCAGUCCGAAGCUCCAGGCUGCCGUUGUUGUCUGAUGCCAUGCCAGCACCAGCUCAUCUGUUCCCAUUGAUUCGUAACUGUGAGAUUGGCAGGAUAGGCAGUACUGCGUGCUACUGCCACCAUAAACAUCUGUGUUGUUUGUCAUCUCAUUUUGCUCACAGUCACUUCAGAUAUGCACCACAGAAGAAAUUUGCGGCACUUUACAGGCCAAAGGAGCACUUUAAUCACUUUAUUCACGCAAGGGAUUAUGCUUCUACGCCGCAGAGGUUUUACCUCACCCCUCCACAGGUCAACAGCAUCCUGAAGGCAAAUGAAUACAGUUUCAAAGUCCCAGAAUUUGAUGGUAAAAAUGUAAGUUCUGUUCUUGGCUUCGACAGUAACCAGUUGCCUGCUAAUGCUCCGAUAGAGGACCGGAGGAGUGCUGCCACUUGUUUACAGACAAGAGGGAUGCUUCUGGGUGUGUUUGAUGGCCACGCAGGCUGUGCUUGUGCUCAAGCUGUCAGUGAAAGACUGUUUUACUACAUUGCUGUCUCUUUGUUACCUCAUGAAACUUUACUUGAAAUAGAAAAUGCUGUGGAGAGUGGCAGAGCUCUGUUGCCUAUUUUACAGUGGCACAAGCAUCCCAAUGAUUAUUUUAGCAAAGAGGCUUCCAAGCUUUACUUCAACAGUCUAAGAACUUACUGGCAGGAGCUGAUUGAUCUCAACAGUGGGGAGACUACUGAUGUGAGAGAAGCUUUAAUUAAUGCCUUUAAGAGGCUUGAUAAUGAUAUUUCUUUGGAAGCUCAAGUAGGAGAUCCAAAUUCUUUUCUCAACUACCUAGUACUGCGAGUAGCAUUUUCUGGCUCAACUGCCUGUGUAGCCCAUGUGGAUGGUGUUGACUUGCACGUUGCAAACACAGGUGACAGCAGAGCAAUGCUCGGCGUUCAGGAAGAAGAUGGAUCUUGGUCUGCGGUUAAUUUGUCCUAUGACCACAAUGCACAAAAUGAACAUGAAGUGGAACGUGUGAAAAUGGAGCAUCCAAAGUCUGAAGAGAAAAGCCUUGUGAAACAAGAUCGUCUCUUGGGUCUUUUGAUGCCUUUCAGAGCUUUUGGUGAUGUGAAGUUUAAAUGGAGUAUUGAACUGCAGAAGAGAGUAGUGGAAUCAGGCCCAGAUCAGCUGAAUGACAAUGAAUAUACGAAGUUUAUUCCUCCAAACUAUUACACUCCCCCAUACCUCACAGCUGAACCAGAAGUCAUACAUCACAAGUUACGGCCACAGGAUAAAUUCCUGGUUUUGGCCACGGAUGGGCUGUGGGAGACAAUGCACAGGCAAGAUGUGGCUAGAAUUGUGGGGGAGUACCUCACUGGUGUUCACCACCAACAGCCAAUAGCUGUUGGUGGCUAUAAGGUAACUUUGGGACAGAUGCAUGGUCUCUUAACAGAAAGGAGAGCAAGAAUCUCUUCAGUAUUCGAAGAUCAGAAUGCGGCAACUCACCUGAUACGUCACGCAGUGGGUAACAAUGAGUUUGGAACUGUGGAUCAUGAGCGACUGUCCAAGAUGCUGAGUCUUCCAGAAGAGCUGGCUCGAAUGUACAGAGAUGACAUUACAAUUAUUGUGGUGCAGUUCAAUUCACAUGUUAUAGGCGCAUAUCAAAAUGAGGAAUUGUGAAUUUAAUGCAGUGAACUAGUUACUAAAGUUGUAACAAGGGCCAGUAUGAGCAGCAAAUUUCAAAAAAUCCACCCAAAAAUAAAAUUUAAAAAAGCCUUUGGCAAACAAUUUUCAUUUGUUAGAUUCAGCAUAUCUAUUGUUCCUGCCUUUCCCCAGAGGCCUAAAAACAUGGGAAGUGCUAUUGACCCAAUACAAAACUUGAAGCGGAUGUCCUAGCUUGGGAAAAGAGUUUUUUAUAACAACUUUGCACUAUUGAUUUCACGAAUGCUGCUAAAACAAUGUCUUGAAUUUGGCAAAUUUGGAUGAGGGAGGAAGUAGGAUAAAGAACUAACUAUCUGAGAUCUGGCUGUUCAAGAAACAGCUUGCUUAUAAAAUAUCUGCAAAUAUCUACACUUAGGGAAAAGAUAAAUAAAAAGUAUUGUUGAAUUUUUUACAGGGCUAAUUGUUGCAAUGGUUAUCUGUGAAUGUAUUGUCUAUUGUUUCUUCUAAGCAGAAGGUCACUUGAACCAAGUAAGUCCUCAGUGUAACAAAGUUGUCUCACUUUCAUAUGGACAAUGUCAUUCAUGUAAGGAUAUUUGUCUAAGUGUUGACUUUCAAGGCAGGUCUAAGCCAUAAUCAAUACCUGAGAUUCUGCUACAGUUUAAUCGUAUGCACGGUAAUUUCUAAAUUUCUUGUGCAUUAAUACUUGGCUGUGGUUUUCUGCACAACUUGUAGGGCAAUAACACAUUACAACAGGCAGCAAGAUAGCAGAUAACUUCAUGGAGGACUUCAGUUUUCAGUAUGAAGAAGCUUUCAGACUUUUCAAAAAGUCAGUAUUGUUGGUUAAGGCUGUGUUUGCUUUCCUAAAGGUUAUGUCCUUCAUGGACUCCACCUCUCCUUGGCAUUGCUUAUCUACUAAAUAAUUUUUCACCUGAAAAGAUCAGGAAAUCAUUGCUAACCUCUUUGUAGCUUUGUAACUUGCACUCAUUUUCACUUUGGAUAUUUCAAAAGGUCACAAUACAUGUCCUUCACUUGAACUCAUAUGUGUAAGUUGGGUGAAAAACUACAAAUUACAAAAAAAAAUUGAAGUAUGGCUUGUAAAUAGCAUUUUAAUUGGGAAGCUGACUGGCAUGCAUGUGUAUGUUCAGUGGCUAUUUCUAGCAACUUAUUUUAGUUGUGUGUUUCUGGGCAGCUGGUGUAUGCAUGUUUUUACAGUCCAGAAUGGUAUUGCAGAGCAGUCUCUGAAAUGGGUCUCUCUGUCUUGGAAUGGUUGAAUUUGAACUUAAAAAGAUUGGCUGUACUUGUGUGCCAAAAUUGUUUGGCUUGUAAUGGCAAAAGUAGAGACUGACAGCUAAUUGGUCAUCAUUGCAUCUAUUUGAGGUAUGUUGCAUUGUGAUUUUUUUUCACCUGCCCUUAGGUUAAACCUGAAAUGCCUGUUGAAAUACUAGUCCUUGAUGACUGAGAGAACACAUUUAACUUUAUUCCUGAGUUCUAGAGAACAAUGAUAGGUCAGCUUAUUUCACUUUACCAAGGUGUUUCAGUUAAAAUACCUCCCUAGCCCUCAUCAUAGCUAGUUAAAUCAACACUUAACUGAAAUAUGCUAGGUUUCUAAUGUGGCAUUUUUUAAACUAAAUGUCUUGCCAAUUAAUGCUACUGUCCAUAGGGUGCAGUUAGUUUGAACAAUGAACCUGUGCUAUAGUAAACAUUGGCUCCUCAAACUCACAAAUGCUGUGUGUACUCAGUGGCCUGCAGCUUUAGUAUGUCUCUACCUAACCUUAACCAUCAGCAUCAAUAUUGCUGUAAGGUUAAUGAUGCCUAAGUUCACUUUCAAGAUAUACAUGACCCUUCUUUAUUUGAAGGGAAAAGGGAAACUCUAAAAUGCUUAGACAAGUACUGGCAGUUGACAUUGCUUCUGUAUGUUGUGUUUUGGUGACUGUCAUUAACUAGGUCAAUAGACUAUGUUCUAUCAUUUGAAUGCAGUAUGUAUCUCAGCUGUUGCAGUAUUUAACUUUCUUACUUUUUUUACUGUUAAAGCUCUAUUAACAUGCAUUGAUGUAUUUAACCUACGAUUGUUGAUACGGAUUUGGUACAAGUCAUAGCUAGAAGAAAUGCACAUUGGUCCCAUGGAUACAACUUUUUGUUGAGGAGAAGCUGCUUUUUGUAGUAAAGAUACUUAAGUAUGGGGUCAGACAAUAUUUAUGUAUUGCUUGGAGACUUGCUCAGUAUGUAUGCAGUGAACAGAAGCAGCAUAACUGCCUGCUGAACAGGUGAUCUGAACAAACAUCUUUUAAUGGAUUCCAAUAAAAUGAUCAAUUAUGCAGAAAUCCAUGUGUAUGGAGUUCAUGUAGAAUGUGAUAUCUCUUCUGCUAGGACUUGGUUCUUUUGUGUGAUCCCUGUUAUGAAUACUCAGAUGGCCAAGGAAAGGGAAGCCUAAAUGGAAACACACAAUUGAACUUCAGAGUGCUUCAGUGCCACUGUGAGGCUCAAUGCCACCCUGCAUCAGGCAUGCUGCUGCUGCCUCCCCCAGGCAGCAAAGCUGCCUUCCAUCAGAUCCUUCUAUCAGUACUGCUGUGUGUCUCAGCACCUCAUGAGUACCUUCAGGGGCAGUGCUGCUGAGGAAGCAGCAGCAUUUUGGAUCUUAAAGCUGGGUACUGUACUCUGUAUCAAGCAAUACAGCAUUUCAUAAAAUCUAAAAUAUGUGCAGAUUAAAUUGGGGCAAGAAUGAGCUGAUGGUGAGCUAAACAGAAACAGCUCUUGUGCCACAGGCUGAGGAUACAUUUGCCUUGUCUGUCAGAAUUGGUGCAUUUUGGAAAGUACAGAUAUUGUGCAUGUAAGGGUGAUGCUGGGUAAGGAUUUCACAGCUGCAGGUAUGUGGUUCGGCCAUGGAGGAUAGCUGAAUCUUGGCAGUCAACACAAGAUUUACCUUAAUUUUCAAAACUGUUCUAGAUCAAUUGUCAGUUCAACAGUAAUGUUAUAUAAGAGAGGAGUGGGAGAUACGUUAACUUCCAGCUUAAGGCUCUGUUAACUCUGUUCCCUUGUGUUCAGUGGUAUGUGCAUUGUAUUUGAAUCCCUUCCAUCUGAAUGCUGAAGCACAACCCGUGUCAGUUGUACGAAGGGUGUUGUUUCUAAUUGAAGCUUAUGUAGAUGUGUAUUCAGAAGCUUCCUUGACAGGUUUCAUUAUUGCUCCACCACUGACGUGGUGGUAGAUAGCAAGUCCAUGACGUGGUGGUUGUAUUUGCAAUGCACCAGAUAAGCCUAUUGUUACAAUGCUGGUUACACCUGCUGUUUUAUUUGCUGCUUGUGAGUAUUAAUAAUAAAUUUCUGAGUAGAGGGAAAGGAUAACCUGACUUUCAUAACUGAAUCACAAAUUAAGCUGGCAGGAGCAUUGUGUGGCAAAAUGAAAUGCAAUCUGAGAUGCAUAAAUGAUCUGUUCCUAUCUGUUCUGCCAGGUCUGAGGGUAAAAAAAAUGCCAAGCAACUUAUCUCACAUAUUGAUCAGUGUGCAGGUCUUCUGAAACUGCAUUUCUUGCAAAUGACCCACCUAAUCAGUCAUGAAAUUUUCCAAGAUUACAUAAAACUUAAGCAUAGGAAAAUACAGGCACCAUUCAGUAUAUACUAUGAUAAGCAGGUACUUUGGUUUUUUUGUGGCAAUUAAUAAGAAAUUAGAUUUUGGGGGUUUUUUGUUCUCCCUAUAUAGUCUCUUUCUGUGUUGAAGCAAAAAAAGAAAAAAUGAACUGCAAAGUAUUUAUUUGUUAUGGCUCCUAGUCUGGAGAAGUAAGCAGUCUUGCAGAUUUUAGGGGAUGUUUUAUGUAGCAGGCUGUUCACUAUCCUCAUGGUGAAUCUUUAUCUGAAUGGAAAAAUUGUGCUUCCUUUAUAGACUUUCUAUUAGAUUUCCUAGAUAGAAAAUCCUCUUUAAUAAAACUUUUGAAUACCAAA
Molecule: messenger RNA, 5739 nt
Organism: Motacilla alba alba
Lineage: Eukaryota; Metazoa; Chordata; Aves; Passeriformes; Motacillidae
Gene: PDP1
Product: pyruvate dehyrogenase phosphatase catalytic subunit 1
Exons: 2
Coding region: 113-1825 (570 amino acids)
Biological process (GO): protein dephosphorylation
Molecular function (GO): cation binding; protein serine/threonine phosphatase activity
Source: RefSeq, a predicted model, not a curated record